AUGUGGUCCUCGCUCACCCUUGCACUUACGCUGGCCGCCGUCGCCGAGGGACACAUUGCAGCGUGGGCGGAUGGCAUGUACUGCCGAGGCGGCAACAACUCCGCUGUGGACGAACCCAACACCAACCUCGUCGUCAACCCGCUCUUCCAGCUCCCAAAGGCAAAAUGGUGGAUGCAGGCCGACCGCGGGUGCAACAAGGUGCCCCCUCCCGCAGGCCAGUUCCUUGAGCUGCCGGCACGCGGUCAGUUUACCGUUGAGCUGGCCGGCAACCGGGGCUGCACGACGCUCUCCAAAGGCGGCAAGGGCGCGACGCAGUGGCCUGACUGCAGCGAGCACCCGGAGGAUUGGCAUUCGCCGGCACCGGGCAAGUGUCUCGUCGAUAACCCCGAUAGGAAGGGCGGGGAGAUGCAUACCCAGAACUACACCACCACGGCCGGCACGGCCUUCGCCAUCAGUUACCAGUCGGACAUCACGAAAGUGACGAUGGAGAACCUCGUUGUAUUCUCCGUUGCCGAGCAGUGGGUUGGCCCCUCCGAUGCGAAGUGGGAAUUUGGUGACUGA
Messenger RNA from Colletotrichum spaethianum, 561 nucleotides. RefSeq lists its product as uncharacterized. The coding region runs from base 1 to 561 and encodes 186 amino acids. The record is from RefSeq and is a predicted model, not a curated record. NCBI's taxonomy places the organism in Eukaryota, Fungi, Ascomycota, Sordariomycetes, Glomerellales, Glomerellaceae. The transcript has 2 exons.